This is a messenger RNA of Brienomyrus brachyistius, 1891 nucleotides long. Its product is annotated as alpha-2,8-sialyltransferase 8B-like. The transcript is spliced from 6 exons. The record is from RefSeq and is a predicted model, not a curated record. Gene Ontology annotation, molecular function: alpha-N-acetylneuraminate alpha-2,8-sialyltransferase activity. The coding region runs from base 350 to 1495 and encodes 381 amino acids. Gene Ontology annotation, biological process: oligosaccharide metabolic process; N-glycan processing. Lineage: Eukaryota; Metazoa; Chordata; Actinopteri; Osteoglossiformes; Mormyridae.
GCGGCUUUUUCCUCCUCCUUCGCCUUGAAAGUUUGUCAGUGGAUCUGGGAUGUGAAUGAAACGGAGGAGAAACCCAGGGGAAGAGCAAGAGGGAAGCGCUACUUGGGAAACGCAGAGGCACCGACGCUGAACACAAACCGGCAGCCGACACGGCGAUCGCUAAUAUAAUAACUCACUGUCUACAUAACUAGCGUGUGUUAUCGGAAAAUGCAUUAAGGAACUUCUAUGAAGUCGAGAGGAUUAUUGCAUCCUUGACCGCAACUUCAGAGGCACGGCGCAUGACAGCGUCUAUGCUGAAAUUAUUGCCAUGUAGCUGAUUUUCAAAGAAAAAGAGAAAUCUAAUCAAGCCAUGCCUUUCGAUGUACGAUCAUUAAUGUUCGGGAUUGUAACGGUACUUGUGGUAUUUUUAAUCAUUGCUGAUAUUGCUGAAGUGGAAGAAGAGACUGGGAACAGUGGAGGCAGCAAGCGAGGGGCGCCCAGCCUCAGAUACAGGCUUCAGGGCCCCCGCAGCAGGACUGAGUCCACGGAGCCAGAUGCCACACGGAAAGCUGGAUCGGCGGCGAGCAGCAGUCCCGCUCCGCCCGACUCCGCUAACGAGCCAUCUUCCAGGGGCUGGCAUUUCAGCGGGGCCCUUUCAAACCAGAUCAGGAAGGACAUCCUGAGGUUUCUGGAUGCAGAGAGAGACAUCUCCAUACUUAAGGGGACCUUGAAGCCGGGAGACGUCAUCCACUACGUCUUCGACCGCCAGAGCACCACGAACGUCUCGGAGAACCUGCACGCGCUUCUGCCCACAACGUCACCCAUGAAGAAUCGGCACUACCAGCGCUGUGCCAUAGUGGGGAACUCGGGGAUUCUGCUGAACAGCAGCUGCGGGAAGGAGAUCGACUCCCACGAUUUUGUCAUCAGGUGCAAUCUGGCCCCAGUGCAGGAGUUCGAGCUGGAUGUGGGGCUGCGCACGGGCCUGGUGACCAUGAACCCCUCGGUGGUUCAGAGGGCCUUUCAGGACCUAGGCAGUGCCCACUGGCGGGAGCACUUCUUGCAGCGGCUCCGCGGCCUCGGCGACGCCGUGCUCUGGAUCCCUGCCUUCAUGGCCAAAGGUGGUGAGCGGCGAGUGGAGCUGGCCCUCGACAUCAUCCGGCGGCAGCGCCUUGCUGCCAGGCCUGCCUUCCCUUCCCUGCGCCUGCUGGAUGCUGUGCGGGGGUACUGGUUGACCAACAAGGUCCACAUCAAGAGACCGACCACAGGCCUGCUGAUGUACACCAUGGCCACGCGGUUCUGCGAGGAGAUCCACCUUUACGGCUUCUGGCCCUUCUCACACGAUGCCCAGGGAAACGCAGUGAAGUACCACUACUACGACAGCCUGACGUAUGGCUACACGUCCCGGACCAGUCCACACACCAUGCCGCUCGAGUUUAGGACCCUGAGCAGACUGCACGCCCUGGGGGUCCUACAGCUCCACACGGAGCCCUGCCGAAACGCGACAGGACUCCUCUAGAUGUGGGUCGACGGAAACUCACCAGCGACAUCUCCAUUGCCUUUGUCUGCCCUCCAACACAGCCCCGGAGCUGACCUCUAAUGUGAAAUCAAGCGCCUGCAUAUUUCAUUGCAGGAUGCUCAGCAGAGAUAAGCUGAUUCAUCAGGACAGAAUCCAAGUCCUGUGGACUUUAACUAGCAUCCUCUUUGAUGUCAACACAGACCAAACAAAGCAAGUUACCAUGGGAAUGCUGAGGUUUGUCCAUCUGAAGUAACUGUAAAAUAAUGUGAACAUAUCACAAUACAAUCGGACAUCAGGUCCUUCAUGUAAUUAUUCCGUACAGACUGAAACUGGUUAAUAUAAUUUUGUUUGACUUCUUGUCCUUAUGUAUUACUGACAGACUUUUCUAAAAGUGUA